UCAUAGAAAUGUUUACUCUGAACGUCCACUGGUCAGGCUCACUUGGGUUUUAAUCAUUCUUUUUAAACACUUCAACUGCACAUCAGACCUCACUGGGCAGGAACUACAAAGAAGUGUAAAUGUAACUUCAACCUACUGCAGAUGCCUUUUAAACACUUUAAACUGUUGUAACCAUGGCUUCAGUCUGGCUUGUACUGGUUGUCCCGUGGAUACAUAUGAUUGCCUUGAUUAAAGAGGUUGAAGUGUCAUCAUGUGCUAAGGUACACACCCUGGCAUCAGUGCUGCCUUUAGGCUCACCCAUAUCAGCAUCCUGCAGCAUUAAAGAUGGCUGCCCACUCACCAAACGCACAGACAAUUGGCACGUGGAGUGGAAACUCAACAAACACUUCCUCCCUAGUAAUUUUUCUUACCAGGAGAGUAAUGGAACACAUGGUGUACGCAUCCCCAGCUAUACGGACACAAGCGCAGACAUCGCUUGCUGUGUUUGUGUUGAAGACGACUGCCAGGUAGUCGGAGGAGUGAGGGUCAACUUGGGAUAUCCUCCAGCUGUCCCUCAGAAUCUAAGCUGUGCCCUGAAUGUAUCGACAUUAAUCAGAAUGGGGUGCCAAUGGGAUCCUGGUCAGGAAACAGAAAACAUUCUUACAAGAUAUAUUCUUCACAGCAGCAUAAAACGGAGAACCUCAGAAUACAGUUUUCAAUAUGUGCUCCCUCCUCAUGUGCACACUCUGUGGAUUCCACGGAGUGAAAUUAGUUUGUUAUCUGAGAUGGAGUUUUAUGUGACGGCAGUCAGUGCUUUAGGAAACAGCACUUCGGCACGUCUGCUGUUACACCCUCUGAAAUCAGCAAAGUUUAACCCUCCUGAGAUUCAAAGGGUUGAAGCACAUAAAUUUGGGUGUUUAAAGUACAGCUGGUGUUUCAAAAAGCCUCAGCAGUGGCUGAAGAUGACCUUCAGUGUAGAGCUGAGUCUGACAACAGUGGAGAGCCAGCUUGACAAAGAGCUGGUUUUCCAAUUUAACACAUCAACACUGAAUGCAAUCCAGGUGUGUGGACUUCUCCAUGGUACAAAUUACAGAACCAAAAUGCGAGUGAGGUAUUCCAGCGGUCCAUGGAGUGAAUGGAGUGAGUGGAAAGCAAACACCACACGUAUAAAGGCACCGACUGGUCGUCUGCACACAUGGCUUAAAAUACAGGAUAACAAUGAAACCGCACAGCUGUACUGGAAGCCGUCACCACUGUUUCGUGCCAAUGGCUGGAAUAUUUCAUAUAUUGUCGAAUCAAAGAGACCUAUGAAGACAUUGUGUGUUACGCAAGAAAGCUUCUGUUCUUUCUUCCUCAUCAAGACAGUUAGAAAGAUCUACCUGAGAGCAACUAAUGCAGCGGGGAGUUCCAAUCGUACCGAAGUGCCAGUGUAUCGGAAGAAAGGACUGGGCGCUGUGUCUAAUUUCAGUGUGCGUCCGCAUUCUGAGACAUCUCUGCUGAUCACGUGGGAGCGUCCGGUGUCUUCCCUGGUCACGGGGUACGUGCUGGAGUGGAGAUCUCUGAUCGAGAAAGAAGCAGCUAUCCUGUCAUUUGCACUGAUGGACAAAAACAACUUGAGUACUGUAGUAACAGGUAUUAAGCCUUACAAGCCCUAUGAGAUUUCUAUUUAUCCCAAAUAUGUGGGCAGGAUUGGACCCCCUGUAACUGUGACAGCAUACAGCAGUGAGAAAGCACCCUCCAUGGCUCCAGAGUGGAAGAAUUGGAAAUUCCAUCAUUCAAAAGUGAAACUAAGCUGGGAUGAAAUCCCCCUCGAGCAGAGAAAUGGGAUCGUUCGAAGAUAUACUGUUUACUUUUGGGAUGACAGAGGAAAUAUUCAAGUUGAAGAGACAAAUCAGACACAUGUUUGGAUGAAUGUUAAGCCAAAGUCCACAUAUAAAGGCUUUUUAGAGGUCCAUACGAUGGGUGGAAGUUUUAACGGAUCUGUCACUAUCCUGAAAUCUGAAAAUAUUGAUGGCAUUGAAAUGGUGUUCAUUGUAAUUCCUGCAUGCAUUGUCUUAUCAUUUCUCAUGAUCAUUACUGGGUUUACAUGUUUUAGGAAAAAUGAUCGGUUGAAGAUGUGUGUGUGGCCCAUAAUUCCUGAUCCAGCCAACAGCAGUAUUAAGAGAUGGACGACCACUGAAUCAUUGCAGGGCAUGCCCCCCUUUAAAGAGGACAAGGACCCUGUGCUGGUGUAUCUGUCCCACUUUAGUCUUCUGGAUCUCUCUGGCAAAGAGCAGUGCAAGAGUGAUUAUGUUAAGGAGAACCUGUGGUCACAUGACAGCGGCAGCCAUGUUGAGGGUCACGACUCAUUGCAGGCCUUCAGCAGUUACAACUCAGAGCAGGACAGGGACUCUAUCCCUUAUGCCACUGUUGUGUUCGGGGGUCCAUAUCAAAGCCAGCCGGCCCCUCCUCCGGUCUACCUGCGCUCUGAGUCCACACAGCCCCUCUUAGGGGUGGAAGACCCUGGUAGUCCCCCACCCUAUGAGAAUAUGCCACGCAGAGGGAGUGUUUCUGAAGUAAACCACUUCACUACAGUCGCCCAGGAUUUCACUGAAAAUGAGGAGAAUGAAGCAAUUUUGGAAGAUUUUCCGAUGCUCAGAUCCAUGGAGUUUUGGGUUACUGACCACAUCUAAACACAAAGUCAGUAAAUGCCUGUGCUUCUUAUACAAUUAUAAGAUGUAAAGUGUGGAACUUCUUUGGUCGUAUUUUGAAAGGAAUAUGGAAAGAAACAUACAGUACUUAAAAGCUCUGAAUGUCAUUGCAAUAGAUAACAAAAUGUCAAAGUAAGUGGCAUUUAUUUUAGGGAAAGACAGCACAAGCACACUUCUCGUGAAAAAAGAAGUUUGUUGGGUUUGAAAUGAUGAAAUAAUAUUUAUAGUGUUCAAAAUGAAAUCGAAAAGUAUUUUUAAAUUCGGAAAAAGAGAUUAAGUGUAAUUUGUUCUAUAAAUAUAAUGCAAUGGCAUUCAGACAUUUUAAGUGUGGCUAAAGUGUCCAAAUAGUUUCAGGAAAUCCUAAGGACUGAAUUAUGCUUCAAUGUAUGUUUUUUGGCCAUAAAUGGCAUUUUUGAGAGUAUAAUUUGAAUUAUACAAAAAUAAGAAAUAAAAUAAAAAGCAUAUUACAAAAGGAGCGCAAAUGGAAAUUGUAGCAGAAUAUAGGUGUUUUUCGACAUUCAUAAUUACUCACUGAUACUUUAUAAAUGCUACAUGUUUUUGCCGUAUACAUUCACUUUUUGUUUGCAUCCAUGGAGCUUAAAAUCCAGCAUUUUUAUGCACUUGAAUAUUUCAAUAGAAUAGCCAGUGUGGCUAUAUCUGGCAAUGUAGCAACUUUGCCGGAAGGACAAAAUAAAAGUGUGACAAUUUAUCAGUAUAGUCCAGAGCCCCUUAGAGGACAACGAUAGAACUUAAAAAGUUUUGCAUUUCCUCACAAUAGUUUGAAUCCCUCUAAGUAUGCUUUGCUUUCAUUUGCAAUAGUUUGUGUUCCCUCACAUGUUUUGCAUUUCCUUGCAACAGACUGUUUUCCCUAGCAAAAAGUUUUAUUUCCUCACAACAGUUUGCAUCCCUUUAAGUACUUUUUGCUUUUCUUCUCAAUUGUUUGCUUUCCCUCACAAUACGUUUUGCGUUCAUUCACAAUUAUUUUGAGUUCCCUUGCUGUACAUUUAUCAAUCCCUUUCAAAAAUUAACCAUAGUUUUAUUACAGUAACCAAAGUUGAACUAUGGUGUUUGUAGUAAAACCAUAGUAACUACAAAACUGACCAUAGCUUUACUACAGUAACUAUACUUCCACUGUCUUAUUUGUUGUAAAACCAUAGUAACCACAAAAUGUACAAUGGUUUUACUACAGUAACAAGCAAUUUCACCAUGAUAUAUUUACACAUGAUGGUAAAACCGUAGCAGCAAAACAGGAAAACCAAAACUAUGGUAAACUAUUCUUCAUUUUACUAUAGUAAGACCAUGUUUAAUUUUUAAAACCAUGGUUCUAGUGAUAAAUAAAUAAAUAAAUAAAAGGGUUACAGGGUUACUGGUUUUUUUAUUGCAAAAUGAUUCUUUUAAUUACUAUAGUAUUGGCUUUUCGGGACUAUUACAUUGGUUUUACCACAAAUGCCAUGGUAAUGACAUUCUCAAAAUAGCCUCAGUUUUAAACCUUAACAUGUAGCCUUGUGAGCUCUAAAUCAUUUAUAACAUUUUAAAGGAAUGUUACACCAGUAAAUAUGUGAAUUUAAAACAUGGUGUUUUUUCUCCAGUAAUUGUGCUACACAGCUGUAAUAUUGUUGAAGUACUUCUGUUCUGUAUUAACUAUGAGGUGCUAUUUUCUGUCCACUUGCAAUCUGUAAUGGCUGUCUCAAACUUUGUUUUGUUUUCAUAUGGGACUUUUAUUUUGAAGUUCAGUUUCUAUGAUUAGCAAUGUUCAGAAUGGAAUUUUACCACAAAACUUGUGUAAAAUAUGUAUACUGUGUACAGUAUGACAAUGUUCUGUAUGCUUACAAUACCCAGGUGACCAACUUCACUUCCAGUGUGAUAAAUGAACCAGAAAUAUUAUCAUCUGCAGUUUUUUUUUUUUAGGUUAUUUCCCUGGUCCUUUGUCAUGUUUUGUGUGUUCUCACCUGACUGUUUGGUGAGAUGUCUGCUUCACUUCUGAUUUAAGGUCCAUGUCAAAUCAUGAUUAUAUAGUUAGUCAUGUUUUUGGAAUCAAAUUAUGUUUUGUAGUAUCAGUUCAUAUUUUCAUCAGUUUGUUUGUUUGUUUUUUGUACUCUUUCUUAAUAAAAUCUGCAGUGGGAUUCAG
Molecule: messenger RNA, 4797 nt
Organism: Myxocyprinus asiaticus (Chinese sucker)
Lineage: Eukaryota; Metazoa; Chordata; Actinopteri; Cypriniformes; Catostomidae
Product: granulocyte colony-stimulating factor receptor-like
Exons: 16
Coding region: 174-2651 (825 amino acids)
Biological process (GO): cytokine-mediated signaling pathway
Cellular component (GO): membrane; external side of plasma membrane
Molecular function (GO): protein binding; cytokine receptor activity
Source: RefSeq, a predicted model, not a curated record